This is a messenger RNA of Emiliania huxleyi CCMP1516, 801 nucleotides long. RefSeq lists its product as hypothetical. NCBI's taxonomy places the organism in Eukaryota, Haptophyta, Isochrysidales, Noelaerhabdaceae. The transcript has 3 exons. The record is from RefSeq and is a predicted model, not a curated record. The annotation marks the transcript as partial.
AGCUUGGCGGCCUUUGUCCGCCAGCUCAAGGCGUGGGACGAGGCGUGCGCCGACGGCCGCUCGUCGUGCUGGUUCGAGACGGAGGGCGACCUCCCGCGGCUGGCCGGGGAGGCGCUGCUGGCCGAGGCGGCCGCGACGGGCGCGAGGCGGAUCGCCUUUGACGCCGUCGCGGCGCGUCUCGAGGCGACCGCGGCGCCGCCGCCGCCUCUCGGCACCGCCUUGGCCGCGUGGCCCACGGGAUGGGGCAUCGAGGAGGGCAACUUCUGCGGGCUGGCGCACUGGGCUGUGGAGGUGUGGCACGCGGCCGGGUCGGUCGACGCGAGCCGGUGGCAGGUCGAGGCUGACGGAGGGCGCCUCUUCUUUGUGCGGGGCAUGGCGGCGUGCCGAGAGAGCCUCCGGGCGCUCGGCCUCAAUCAGGGCGCGACCCCGGCCGAGAUCAAGACCGCCUUUCGCAUGCUCGCCAAGACGUGGCACCCGGACAAGCACUCUGGCGCGAGCAAGGCGGCGGCGGAGCAGCGCUUCAAGCAGAUUGCGCUGGCGUACGAGACACUGACGUGGGGCACGAGAGCGCAGUACGGCUCAGCGUCGCGGCCAGGGUACAACCCGUACCAAGGGUACAUGGACUUUGGGGCGGACACGCCCGCUGGCGAGGCGCGCGCGCGGACUGAGCGCCGGCGCAUGCAGUGGACCCUCGGCUGCGUCGCGACCUUUGUGCUUGGGCUGAGCGCCGUCACGCUCUCGGCGCGGAGAGACAACCGGCGGCUCGAGUCGGGCGAGCUGGUCGAGGCGUAUUUCAACCAG